Molecule: messenger RNA, 1125 nt
Organism: Triticum dicoccoides
Lineage: Eukaryota; Viridiplantae; Streptophyta; Magnoliopsida; Poales; Poaceae
Product: heterogeneous nuclear ribonucleoprotein U-like protein 2
Exons: 1
Coding region: 257-847 (196 amino acids)
Source: RefSeq, a predicted model, not a curated record
CCAAUUCCCUACUCGCCAUCGCCAUUGGCGGCCUCGAGCAACUCUUGUCAAACUUCUCCACCCCGCAUUGAAAACUCCCUAUCGCCUGUCGCCCGCUAGCUCUGCUUCAUCCCAUGUCGAGGCUUGCCCAUAGGCCUUCUCGCUCGGCGCAAAGUUUAUAAUCCCGGCGCGAGAUCGAGAUAGAGGGAGAGAGGGAGGGGUGCAUCGUGCAUGGUUUAAUUUGUGGCGCGACUGCGGGAGCGCGAGCGCGUUAAAUAUGGGCAUCCUGGAUCACUCGGAGGAGGAGGAGGAGGAGGAGGGGAGCCACUACGGCAGCGGAGGCAAGAGGUGUGGCGCGCGGCGGCAGAAGCCGAGGUCGAAGAGCCACCACCAGCUGCUGCUCAUGGACAGCGUCGGCGGCGGUAAGGCCGGCGCGGACGGGGAGUGCGCGUCGGAGGAGGAGGAGAUCGUGCCGCUGCCGGAUUACGAGCGGCUGUCCCAGUCCGCGCGCCUCCCGGACGACGACCCAGCCGGCGCCGAGGACCCGCCUCCUCCGUCCAAGCGGAGCGCGUCCCUGACGCCCCCGCCGCGGGAGCAGCAGCAGCAGAAGCCGGCGGCGUGGAGGCUGCUCCAGUACGUGCGGUCGAUGCACAGGUCUUCGGCAGGGGCCGUGGUCGCCGGCGGGUACUGCGGCGGCUCGUCGGACGGCGACUCCAAGAGCUCCGACGGCGAGAAGGAGGGGGGAGACGUCGGCGGCGACGGCCCUGAGGAGGGGAGGAAGGACAAGCAGCGGCAGCAGCAGAAGAAGAAGCGGUCGUCGUGGCUGCCGGACCCCGACCGCCGGUGGCCGGUGCAGGGGUUCUACUAGGGGUCUUCGCCGUGUGUCGUGGACUUGUCGUCGCGUUUAAUUCUCUUUGUUGAUCGUACUGUGUUUACGUGUACGUCGAAGCUGGUACCCAUGACGUGUCACCUACUCUGGGCCUUCGCCGAUCUUGUUCGGGUUUGUUUCCUUUCCCUUUCCUUGUGGUUUCGAUGUCGAUGACGAGGAGCAGGAAAAAGACUACUACGACCACUGGAGAAUUGGCUUUCCUUCUGAGUUGUGACACUUGUGUUUCGCAAUAAUAUUGCAGUAUGAGUGUGACUUAA